Apis laboriosa (Himalayan honeybee) is the source of this 3433-nucleotide messenger RNA. RefSeq lists its product as uncharacterized. The transcript has 6 exons. Lineage: Eukaryota; Metazoa; Arthropoda; Insecta; Hymenoptera; Apidae. The record is from RefSeq and is a predicted model, not a curated record. Gene Ontology annotation, biological process: phospholipid metabolic process; arachidonate secretion. The coding region runs from base 1756 to 2823 and encodes 355 amino acids. Gene Ontology annotation, molecular function: A2-type glycerophospholipase activity.
GCAUUAUAAAUAAGCGCGCUAAUGGAAUACGAUUUUAUCGGAGAACUAUCCGUGGGAACUUGGACAGAUCUUCUUGGAGGAGCAUCUGCGGAUAAAAUAUUCGUGGUGCACCAGUGGAAAUAAGGAAUCACCGCAUGGGUGAUCUAUUUUAGAAGACGCGAACCGCUCUCCAUGGGUGUCUAGCCAGCGGAAAAAUUGAAAGGCCGCGCUAAUUCGCGCGACAAUGCCUCCCGACAGCACGCCGGAACGGAAGUUUAUCGCGAACCUCGCGAAAAACGACCUUUGGCCGGACGCCAAUCGUGGCACGAUCUUCCGGGGCUCAUGGCCAAUGACGAGGACCACUCUUGUCGCGCCGACUUGCAUAAUUUAUUAUCGACCAACGUUUCGACGACAAAUGGUCGACGUUUCAUCCUAUUGCGAAAAAUCUCGUGGUCAAUGAUUAGACGAAUUCCAAGUUACUCGAAGAAGCAAACCCAUUGAACGGCCAUUGAAAGUUUGGAACGUGAAAACGAAACAUAUCUCCAUGAUUCCUCCGUAACCUCGACUUGGCGAUCUGACGUAAAGGUGAUGAAUGCACCGGCAUUUAGCAAAGUCGCUCGCCGGCUUGCGAGAGUCGCCUAGACGAUAGAAGGAUCAGGGUGUAAAAAAGCAGCGACUACGUUGGCGGAAGGACAAAGGAAAAGAAGAAAGAGAAAGAGAAACGUGGAGGGGUGGAAGAGGAGACGCGGGAUCCAAAGACACGGGGCUGGAAAGCAGAGGGGGGGGGAGGGGAGGGAAGGGGAGAGAGAAAGAGAAAUGAGGGAAAAGAGGGAAGAGGUUGUGCGCGCGGAAUUCAGAAGCGGAAAGAGGGAUGGAAAAAAAAAAGGAAAGGGGGAUAGAAGAAGGAGGAAGAGAGAGAGAGAGAGAGAGAGAGAGAGGAGGGGGGGGGAUAGGGAGAGGGACGAGAGGAUAGGGUGGCGGAGUGAAAGAGUAAGAGAAAGAGAGCAGGGAUUAGAUCUCAGGGUGAGUGGGUAGGAUUGGAUUUGGCAGAGGCGGCUCCGUUGGUGGUAGAAGGUUGCCGGAGAAGGAGGAAAGGGGAAGUGGAGACUUUGGUUGGUGUCCGAGUGGUGGUGGGGUUGUGGAUGGGGAAACGCACCGAGCCAAGGGAGAGUGUCAGAGAAGGAGAGACGUAAGUGACAGAAUAGGUGGUGGUGUAGGUGAACUGGACAACCACCAGAACUCUCGCCAGUAUUUAAGGGAGAGUCGCGAGCGUAGCGCGCCAGUUACUACGGCCGAUUGCCUCCACGAGGUGUCCCCGAGAUAACGGAGUCAACGUGCACCGCGCUCGAUUCUGGUGCGGAAAGAAAAAGGGCGCGAAAAGUCUUGGCCACGUGACUCGAUUUUGCGAAACGCUCCGCUUUUUUUCAUUUUCACUGCAUACCGUUGUAUCGUUCCCUCCCCCCCCCCCUUCCCUCCCAUUCGUAACAUUCGUUUUUAAAGCAUGAAAAUUCAGUGACGUAUGAUGAUGUAGCUACGGAAAGUUAAGUACGACGAAGUUAAGAGAGUUGGAAAGAUUAGAAUAAUACAAUUAAUAAUUGUCGAGAGGGGAAGUGAUGAUAGAAGAAGGUGAUUGAAGUCGGGUGAGAGUCGUCGAACAUGAAGGAAUGUGCAUCCUUUGAGAAAAUUUGUCGCAGUUCACGAAAGUGUACGAUUUAUGGAAGAAUUUAAAUCGUCGCACCGAGGAGUCUUUGGUACUUUCGCUCGCGGGCCGUGCAGAUGAGCGUGAUAUCAAGGGAAAGAAGGCGAAUCGUUGGGAUCCGGUACCCGAUGCUGGCGGCGUUGGGGCUGCUCCUGGUGUUGACGGACGCCGGGGCUGUUCACCAACAAUCGAACCUUCUCCUAUCCUACGCGAACACGUCGUUUGGAUUCCCCGGGACCACGUCUAAUCGCGGUAUUUCAGUAACCAGGGUUCUGCAAGACGGGGAACUCGAACGUGUGAUCCGGUUGCCUGGAAUUUGCGCCAAGGAGACCAUCGUCAAUUGGGGAUACACGGACGUUGCAUUGAGACAAGUCUGGAUACAGAAGACGGGGAGAAAAUUGCAAUUGAUAUACGAGGGUGGCACAUUGACCGACUGCAUGGACGAUAUACUCACCGAUAGCGAAGAGAGAUCUUGUACGUCAAGCACACAUUUGGACGACGAUUAUGACGACGAGAUAUCCGUGGAAUUGUUCGAGGUGGACGGGCAGGAGGAUGCAUUGAGGAUCCCCCAAGAUCUAUCCUGGCUCUCCUCCGUGUCCAACUUACGUCAUCGAUGUACCCACGUAAGGAACAGAGCGCGAAAUCAACUGAUUUCUCAACACCGGCGAAGGAAAUAUUCAAAGCUUUUAAAUGGAACGAAUAGCGGCCACCGUCAGAGACGAGGUAAAAGCCGUUCUCGAAGAGACUUGUUGAUGAUCCCAGGAACACAAUGGUGCGGUCGUGGUCAUAGGGCCACGAAAUAUACGAACUUAGGCGGUUUUGGCACAGCAGAUGCUUGCUGUCGAAGACACGACACAGCGUGUCCCUUUUUCAUCCCGGCUUUCGAGACACGCUACGGUUUCUUCAACUGGGGUAUCUCAAGCAUGAUGCAUUGUGCCUGUGAUGAACGAUUUCGAACGUGUUUGAAGAUGGCGGGUACAGCAUCGGCAAAUUUUAUCGGCAAGAUUUUCUUUGAUGUUUUAAGAACGAAAUGUUUCAUAUUGAAACCGCAAAAGAUUUGUACGAAAUGGUCCUGGAUGGGCAAAUGCCAGCAUUAUGAAUAUCGAAAGCAGGCUCAUGUUCGCGAUAAUGUUCCUUAUCAUUAAAAUGGAAAAGUAGCGGAUAUGUUUGGGGAUAUUCUUUUUCUAGAAAUGUCAAUACCAAUUCUCAGGGAUGUAAUAGUUUAUCGAAAGUGUUCGAUCAUGACUUAAAGGCAUGCAGGACAAUAGAUCAGAGAUAAAAACAAUCAUCCUCUUUAAUUUUUUAACUACAUGAAUGACAAUACAUAGUGGUCACGAUAGAAAAUUUAAUCAUUAGAACAGAUUUGAAAUUGAUUUGAAUUUAAUAUAUUUCAAAUUUCUCGCAACUUUUCAUCAUGUUGAGUUAAUUUUGAUUUGCAAUAAAAAAAUAAAUUCGAAUUUAUUUUUGAAAUAUUCAAAAUAUUCAAAAUAAUAUUAUAAAUCUGACAUGUAAUAAAAAUCAAUAAUAGAAAUUUUCAAUUUUUGAUUUUUCAAGAUUAAAUUCUCUUUAAAUGGCAAAUAAUAAAAAGAAACGAUAAAUGAAAUCGAGAAAUGAAAUCGUUUGAAAUAGACAGGGUAUCAUUUCUAUUAUCUAUAAGUAUAUAUUAACUAUGUAGUCUUUAUUGUUCUCAAAGAUGCCAAAUAAAUUAUUCUGUAGAUAAAUCAUAAUAAAAAUGUACAUAUAUUACGAAUAGCA